Messenger RNA from Ixodes scapularis (black-legged tick), 3487 nucleotides. RefSeq names its product gastrula zinc finger protein XlCGF49.1. The transcript has 4 exons. Gene Ontology annotation, molecular function: DNA-binding transcription factor activity, RNA polymerase II-specific; RNA polymerase II cis-regulatory region sequence-specific DNA binding. The record is from RefSeq and is a predicted model, not a curated record. Gene Ontology annotation, cellular component: nucleus. Lineage: Eukaryota; Metazoa; Arthropoda; Arachnida; Ixodida; Ixodidae. Bases 1526 to 2251 code for a protein of 241 amino acids. Gene Ontology annotation, biological process: regulation of transcription by RNA polymerase II.
CAGGGCUGCUCGUUUGCACCCUCAAAGGGUGCUCGUCCUGGGACAAGUGCUUUACACCCCUAAGGGAUGUAAAAAAGUUUAGUGUGCACCGCUGCCUCUUCAGCCUUGCUGUCAUGUUGCUCAGGACUGGAGCUAUGAACCGGCAGAAGUAGACGCCUCAGGUUGUUCCUCAGCUAGAAAACACUACAAUAUAUUAAUCUCAUACGUGAUGUGUCUCUUUAACAGUUGGCCAAGGCAGUGCAGAAUGACGAGGGAAAGAAGAUUGACACUGCAGACAUAGAAAUCUCAACUACUUCCAAGAAAAAGAGAAAACUGGGAUGGCUGACACCCGCAGACGCACAUGCAGCUGUACUCUGUGCACCUUCAUUAAUCUGAGAUCUCAUUGAUCUCAUCCUUAUUCGCCUCAGCCCCUAACCAAGUUUAAAUACUGAUCCCGUUUUCAAAAUAAGGCGUGUCAAAUUCACGUGAACAGGAUUUCAAUCACAGCAUAAUAUAGCAGGGGUUGAAAUGGACGGUAAAUAUCGUUUACCGAUUCGCUGGGCGGUCUCUUAACAUAACCGGUUUGGGCUGAUGAGUGCAUAAUCAUCUCAUUCAAAUGUAAAGCUUAAUUGUGCUCCUUUAUGUUUUAUUUGACAUACCUGUUUCCAAAUUUCGCACCCAGUUUCAGUAUUGCUGAAUAUGAGUAGUGAAGGUUACAAACAAGUAUUGUCGCCUUCCGUUCUUUACUGUUUAUUAAUCGUCGUCUUUCUAAACCUCGCAGAUCAAACUAGGCAAGGAUUUCGACACACAUGAGAACGACACUUCGCUGCUUUGCAAAGGUGGCCGUUCACCAGCCGAGUCCCUUUUCGGCGGUGCAAGACCUUUGAGCUACAUUUUGUCUUUACACAAAUGCGACAGAGCCAGAUCAAAUGAGAUAGAUGGCUACAGUUGAGCCUGCUGCGCGAGAACUUUCCAUUGUCCGUCUUACCUUACUUUGCCGACCAACCGCCCUCACCCCUCUUCCUUUUCAAAGCCUAGCGGAGGCUUUCAUCCACUUAUUUAUUUAUACUGUAUAAUCUCUCUACGUAUGUCUUAAUGCGGACACACUGAAUAGUGUCUUCCUUUUGUUGUAUUAUGUCAAAAUGUCUGGAGGUGCUGUCUUAUUUCUAAAACUGAAACAAUGUGUGCCAUGUGCGCGUUCUGUUUAUUGUUUGCUGAAGUAAUGGCAGAUCUACACAUUUCUUAUUGCCAUGCUUACAAACCACAGGUGCUUAAAACAUUGGGGACCACACAGAACCGACAGAGAAGCGGCCGGCCAUCGGCAGUCAGAAGAUGGUGGUUCACAAGCCCCUCCGGUCGUAAGCGGUUGCAAGCCGAGCUAACCGGAAAUGCUCUUAAGGCGAAUGUGAUCGACCCUUCGCUGCCUAGGAAGGACGGCCAGCCGCCAGCCAGCUAUACUUUGGCAGUGCCAGACCUGCGGGCUACAUUUUCCCCCAGAUGAAUGGAACCAACUAUAGUCAGUUACAGGUUAAGAAGGUAGCGGCAAAUGCCCCUCAAAGCAUUCGACUUCGAAUGGCAGAGAACGGACUGCGAGGACAAGGGGGCGGAGCUCUCCUUCCAAGGAGCCGAAUUGCAGAGGCAACCAUUGAAGAUGGACCAGGAGGGGAGGACUGACGGCGGUGCGACUUCUGCCGCCAAUCUUAUGGUGCCCUCAGAACUACCAACAGCAGACUUGAUCGAAGCAUACUCUGGCGACAAAGUGGAUACCAUCGACCGUGACAGCCGCAGGGGUGACACCUCUCCCCCGACUAACUGGUCGCGCCCACACAAGCAGCAAACGCACCGACGACCGGACAAGCACCCGUGCCGCUUCUGUCCUUACUCAUGCUCUUCCGCAUCGGAUGUCGCCGUCCACGAGAGGACACACACUGGAGAGAGGCCCUUCAGUUGCGGUGCCUGCAAGAAAACGUUCGUGCGGAAGUCUCACUUGACAGCUCACGAUAGAAUUCACACCGGGGAGAAGCCGUUCAAGUGCAACACGUGCAGCAGAGCGUUUACUCAGAAAGGCAGUUUGGCGGUUCAUGAAAGGACUCACACAGGAGAGAGGCCCUUCAGUUGCGGUGCGUGCAAGAAAAUGUUCGUGCAGAAGGCUCACUUGAUAUCUCACGUUAAAAUUCACAAAGGAGAGAAGCCGUUCAAGUGCGAGACCUGCGGUAGAGCGUUUGCGACUUAUAGCAAUUUACACACUCAUCGGAAGUUACAUCGCAAGUGAUCGAAACAGCAACGUGCAUCAUAGUUGUGAAUGGGGUUUAAACAAAAUACGCGAGCACCGACGUGUGUUCAUUUCGUUCGGCAAUAGACCUACAGGAGCUCUACUUGCGAGCAGUGCAGGUUUCGAAUGGUUGGAAAAUAUUUCGGCCUAUUAUGUAUCGUGUAAACACAGAUUAAAUUGUGAAUAUACCUUACCUGAAGCGACCCUGGUUCUUUUUUGUACACGAAAAAAUAAUUACUUGAAGCCUAGUAUUCUUAUAUUCAUUUAGAGUCAUUAAUCUCGUGCUGCACCUGGCGUCUCUGGGUUGUCUGUAGGGCCACUUGUGUUCCUUACAAGUCGACCUACUCAUGACCAUAAAUACACAAAUUAAUAAAAUAACUAACGACUUUCAAUAGCAGCAAUUUUGGAUAUUGCAAAAGUUAAGAAACUAUAAGAAAAACUUAGUAAUGCGGAGGGGUCAACAGAAUUUUAAGAUGUAAAAAUAAAAUUAUAUUCCAAACUAUUUAACACACCAAGCUGGAAAAUAUUGCUUUACUCAUAGGACAGCAACAGAAUAUACAUGACUCGAAGAUUUAGAAAUGCAGUGCUAUUUCCUAUCUCAUUUCUUAAUAUUCUUCGUCCUUUUUCAUUUUGACCGGUUGCAGUUGCCGAAUUCCCAUGACAUCCUUCAAUGUGCUUGCUACAUGAAAUACUUGUUUCUAUGUUUUUCUUUUGCAUGAUUUUAUUAUUAUCUUUUUUUUUUGGCAUAUUCACGAAGACGGUCCUGAUCAUUGAGGAUAUUCACACUUUUAGUGCUAUUCAUUUAGUGUUCAUAAACAUUUAGUUUCACCUUUCAUCAAAGCGGUUUUGUUGAUUUAGAAUAUUCGUACUUUUAGUGCUAUUUAUUUGGUAUUCAUCUAGUUUCACUGGGAUUCGUCAGGCCCUUAUUUCUUUGAACUUCUUUUUGUAGUAGACGGUUCAUAUAUAUUUGUUUUACUAAAGGCAUAAUUAACUCCACUGUGUAUAAUCAUGUAUUUAAACACUGUAUCGGCAUAAUUCAUCUAAAUAUGUCUUAAUCUACGCUGACUGUACAGUGGUUGUCACUAUUGCCUGAUGCGCCAGAAUCGCUGCAGGUGGAGUUCUAUUCCAAAAUGUAUAAAAUAUUUCUUUUGACAUAAAGAGGGUGUUUCCGGGAAAACGGGCAAACUCGUUACUGCAAAAACGACUCAUUGCACAAUAAAGAAGCCUGCUGCCGUA